GUUGUUGCCUAUAGGGUUGGAUAGCAUCCAACAAAUAAGCGGUAUUACGUCCCGAGUAUAAGAUUAAAACGUGCGGUGUGGUCGGUUCUCAGUUUACGUCCUCUCAAUAUACACUUCAGAUUUUGCUAGCAUACAUACACGAUACACGAUGCCCGUCUCCAUAGAACAGGCCUUAGCUUGGGAGAGAAUGGACUGCCUCCCUGACGAAUACGCAAAGGUCUUCGCAGAAGAACGCACGAAAGACUGGGCGACGCGUCUGAAAGAGUAUUGGGUGAGACAGGCCAAUAGAUCCACAGAAAAGGGGCAGAUACAGCAUGUCCAUGGGGAUACUCUGGAGCAUUUCCGCCUCGCGCGUAGAGACACCCAACCCGAGUUCCACGGCUUCAUGCAUCUACCUCGUGAGAUUCGUGCUAUGGUCUAUGAGUAUCACCUACUAAAAGGGACAAUAUUCAUGCCGAAUACGGCAGGUAUACGCUACGGAGUAACCUAUAAUAUCAAGCAUACUCGUGAUUAUCAUGGACGGGUGUACCCGCGGUAUAAGGGCCUUCCGAGUAAUUGGGGGGUCAAGUAUUGGCGAAGCAUUGGCUUAAUUUGCGGCGUAAGCCACGCAAUUCAGGCGGAAACGAUGCCAAUGUUUUAUGGGCGCAACCGUUUCGUCUUCCCGUCCGGUGAUAUCAACUUCCCCAUGCUCCGCCGCACCGAUGAGAGCCUUCCACUUUCCUACUGGGUCUCUAAUAAAAUGCGCGACAUAAGUCACACUUUCGACAUGCGGGACGAUACUUGGACCAACUUCGAACGCAGCCAUGUGGUGCGUUCCCAGCUAUACGAAGAGGAAGGCGUAGAUGCGGAAUUCGACUCGAAAACAUAUAUGCGGCAGUUUCACGACUCCGCAGUGAAUGAGUUGCUCUCUUCGUGGGACGAACGUAUGAUGGAUGUGCAAUAUAUGAAUUUGAAUCGGCUCCAGAUAAGCCUCGAAGAAUGUUAUUGCAGCUUGGGGUGCUGUAGACUGGUUAACGCCGUUUUAGACAGACUGGUGGAUGCCGUUAACGCAAAGCCGAGGAAUAUUUGGCCAAAGGUCAUUGAAGUUUGUGGAUGGAACGACGAAGCAGAAAAGGGUGUAAUCAAAGAGGCGCUAAAGACAUUAUCCAUAGAUGAAGCACCGAUUAAAGUUCGAUUCGUGGGAAAUAACAAAGGGAGGAGGGCUAUGGAGGGGGGUUUUCUAACGCAAUAGAAUUAUUAGCAUUAUAAAAUUAGGCUUUAUACUAUGCAGAUAUACACAUGUGGCGGAAAAGGGGUGUAAUACAUAGAUGGUUAUGAGACGGUACAAUUUAUAGAUAUCUUCUCGUCCGACUAAAGCCAUACUUAGUAUAGCUACUGCCUAUAAGCAA
Messenger RNA from Daldinia loculata, 1388 nucleotides. RefSeq lists its product as uncharacterized. NCBI's taxonomy places the organism in Eukaryota, Fungi, Ascomycota, Sordariomycetes, Xylariales, Hypoxylaceae. The record is from RefSeq and is a predicted model, not a curated record. The transcript has 2 exons. The coding region runs from base 149 to 1231 and encodes 360 amino acids.